UUUUUAUUUUUAUUUUUACGUUAACCUUCUCUCUCUCUCUCUCUCUCUCUCUCUCCGUUCCCUUUUUAAUUAAGUAUUAAGCCGAUACUUGUGGUUUCAUUUUAGGCUAAUGGUAUAAUAUAGACGCUGUCGCCUGUCAUGAACUUUUUACCGAGACGAUUUGGGCGUUUCGGAGGUGCGGCAUUCGCGGCUUUUGGUUCUGCUGUCUUUUGCUCGAGUUAUAAUGAUCGAUUUAGAGCUUCAGUUGCAGUGCGGAUCCGGGAGCCAUUACAGGAUUCCCAGUGGCUGACAUGUCCAGUGCUGCAUGAUUUGUGUCCUCAACAUUUCCCUCUUUCAGACCAAUCUGGAAUGCUUGCGCUGUAUUCUUAUAAAGUUAGUGCUGCUCCUUCUUCGUCUGACAUAUAUAAGGAAGCUUCUGGGGCUGUUUCUGAUGGGUCUAAGCCUCAUGAUUGUUUUGGCAAAGAUACUAUUGCAAAUGCAGCUGCCAAAGUUGGGCCUGCUGUUGUUAACAUUGCAGUUCCAGAAGAUUUAUUUGGUAUUACUAGGGGAAAGAGUAUAGGUUCGGGAACAAUCAUCAACAACGAUGGAACAAUCUUGACAGCUGCGCAUGUUGUAGUUCAUUUUCAUGGCAGCAGAGGUUCGUCCAAAGGGAAGAUUGAAGUCACUUUGCAAGAUGGAAGAACAUUUGAGGGGAAAGUGGUAAAUGCUGACCAGCAUUCAGAUAUUGCUAUUGUGAAAAUCAAUUCUGAAACCCCACUACCAGAAGCUAAACUUGGUUCGUCAAGUAAGCUACGUCCUGGGGAUUGGGUAAUAGCCAUGGGUUGUCCGCUUUCUCUUCAGAAUACUGUCACUGCAGGAAUUGUAAGUUGUGUUGACCGCAAAAGUAGUGACUUGGGAUUUAGUGGUUUGCCGAGAGAAUACUUACAAACUGAUUGUGCAAUUAAUAUGGGAAAUUCUGGAGGGCCUCUUGUCAACAUGGAUGGAGAAGUUAUUGGGGUGAACAUCAUGAAAGUGGCUGCUGCUGAUGGGUUGAGUUUUUCUGUGCCAAUUGAUUCUGUGUGUAAAAUUUUAAAGCAGUUCAAGAAAAGUGGGAGAGUAAUACGGCCUUGGCUUGGUCUAAAGAUGCUUGAUCUUAACGAGAUGAUUAUUGCACAGCUUAAAAAAAGAGAUGCUUCAUUCCCUAAUGUUAGUAACGGCAUUCUUGUACCAAUGGUAACUCCAGGAUCCCCUGGAGAGCGUGCUGGUUUCUGUCCUGGGGAUGUUGUCAUUAAAUUUGAUGGAAAGCCUGUCGAAAGAUUGGAAGAGGUUAUAGAAAUAUUGGGGGACAAAGUUGGGGUGCCCAUUAAGGUGCUAGUUAAAAGAGCCGGUGAUAAAUUGGUGACUUUAACUGUCAUCCCGGAGGAAGCCAAUCUUGAUGUGUGAGAGAUUGGAGGUGAAGAGCAUGUUCGAUGGUAAGGAUUUAGAGAACGUUAUUUAAAGCAAAAUCAGUUGGUGUUCUGGAAGAAAGCAAUGUAUCUAAUGGCUGGGGAUGUCCCAAGUAGUGAAAGUUAAAGUCAUACAACUAAUAGGGGGAAGGCACGAACACUAAAUCUAAGUAGAGUUCAAAGUAAGAUUUUUUACUCUUUUUUUUAUAUAUUGGUGGAACUUUUGGAUAUCCGAAGUGGCUAUUCAUUAAACUUGAUAACAUGAGGAAAUAUGAUAUUUGCAAACCAUUCCUUACACCAACUUAUGAAUUGUGGCUGAUUAAAUGGUUUUACAUAA
Molecule: messenger RNA, 1761 nt
Organism: Cajanus cajan (pigeon pea)
Lineage: Eukaryota; Viridiplantae; Streptophyta; Magnoliopsida; Fabales; Fabaceae
Source: RefSeq, a predicted model, not a curated record